GAAAACGCUAUAAAUGAUAAGAACUUCCAAUACCCAACGGAAAUCAUGGUUGAAGGAAAAUGAGGAAGAACUGGAAGCAGUCGUGCGUUUGGACUUUACUUGGGCUACAAACGGUUUUGGUUGUGUACCUUGGAAUUCGAAUCCAAGAUUUGAGUGAAAACUUCAAGAAAAUCCGCAAUGAUGACCGGAUCGAAACGCUCAGGACCUUAAAAGAGCUCCAAGAUUCUCUGUCGACAGAUGCUCAAUGCCGAGAAAAUGGAGAGGUGGUCAAGAUACUGGAAGAGAAAGUUGGUCCCCAAAAUGGUCUACAAUGUGGAAAUAACGUCCCAGAAGACCAAAAGCUAGUUUGUGAUGAGCAUUAUGACUCAGGUCAAUUCCGCAAUUCAGAACUCUGGGGUCAAGGAAGUUGGAGGCUUCAAACGGACAAUUGCCACAUACCAAAUCCGGAUUGGAGCGAACUAAUCACCGUUGUCCUCAUGACGGACCAUUAUGGAGAUCAAAUGGAACUUGAGACUAAGUUUAUGGACGAGUAUCCGAAUAUUCGGGUCAUCCUAGCCACCACCAAAGAUUUCCAGACGCAGAAUCAAUAUCUGGAAGUCUUACAAGUGAAAGAAUUCGUUCCAGUGCUUUGGAAGACCAUGAUCAAUAGAGCUCAGACUCCGUUUGUGCUUGUGGGUUGGGACCUAUUUUCCAUUACCCCUUGGUCUGAAUUGGAACGAUCCGUCCGCUUACUUCAAGAACCCUGGAUUGGUGUGGUAGGUGGGAGUGUCCGAAAUCUGACCGGAUAUUGGACAACACCGUGUUACCAAGCUGAGAUACACAACUACCAACUCAGAGUCCGUCCUGGUUAUGGAUCGUCUUCAUGCGAUUGCAUGAAAUGCGACAUUCUGAAUGGAGUCCCUUUUAUGGCCAAGAAAGAAGUGUUCCAUGCCGUUCCGCUUGUACCUGACCUUCCAGAUACUCCAGCUAUGUUUAUCCAAUGGUUUCUUGACCUCUUCAAGACCCAAUGGAAUAUUCUCUUGUGUCCCGAUAUCAUGUACUUCACUUAUAUGUCCCCAAAUUGGUUUCUGGUAAUGUCAAAAGAGAGCUGGCAACAAAUUGCGAUAAUCCAACAAAUCCAAGGUAUUCAUUUGAAUCAAAGCUUGAUCCCAGAUUACUCCUUCACCUCUGAAGAGGUUAAUUUGAUCUGUGAUGUGGGCAAACUUCAAAAGGAGGCCAAACUAUUGCCAUGGGGAUGCCAAGAGGCUUACGCUCAUAUUCUCCGGACUCUCCUCAAAAUUGAAGAAAGAUUGGAAACGCAGUUCGAGCUGACGUCCGGAAGUCUUCUUGGAGCACUAAAACUUGGCCACUUCUUGCCUUGGGAUAUAGAUGGCGAUAUCUAUUUCUCCACCGAGGACUUCUACCAUUUUUCAACCACCGAGGGCAAAGGUCAAAUGUUUCUGAAGCACGCUGACAUAUCCAUUUAUGGGAUCCAAGACGACAACUACUCUGACAAAGGCGCCGGUUACUUCAAGCUAGGUUACAAAGGCAUCGAGGUUGAAAUGAGUGGAGUUCGUGGAUCUAUAUCCCUGCCUUCAGUCGCUCAGGUGACCUCGGUGGCCACCAAGAUAUUCGUAGCUGGGGUCUGGUUCCGAUGCCAUGCCAAUCCUGGUAGAUACGCCCGAUCCAGGUAUGGGCCCCAAUAUCUUCGUCAUGCUCAAUCUUGGCGUUACAACGGGAUGAGUAACGCUUACGAUAAGUACAACACAGCCUUCUGGAACCUCUGCGAAACCCCUGGCCACCAUGCCUGUCUAGAACACUACCCCAACGAUGGAAACCUAAUGUUUCAUCCUUCAGUUUUUCAAGCUUGGAACGAGGUUGAGUGAUCCCAAGUAUGUUCAGCUUUUUGAGUCAAGGAUAUCUUUGCUGCUGUCGCCAAUAAUCAAGGGAAACAACGUAAGGGCCAAUCAAACUUUGACAUAUGCCAGCAGACGUUUUCUGGAAGAAACCGAACCACACUUUUAGUUCGCAAGCAAGCUUGUGAGUCAAUAAACAGAUGGAUUUUUGAUCAAAAAAUCAAGGUCAUUUAUUGGCUGAUAUCUGAAUUUUGCCAGGUACUUGUGCUGACUGGAUUUCAUGAUGAGUGAUGUGGAGGCUGUGGAGGAUAACUUUUGGCACCAAUUCUUCACUUACACGAUAACUGCGUCUUCCAUACUCCAGUUAUUAAGUGGAACACCGGUUUGCCUGAAGUUCAUUCGGAAAGGGAACACGGGCGAUGUAUCAAGCUUACCAUUUGUGGUGGGAGCCUUUAAUUGUGUACUAUGGUUUCGAUAUGGAGUGAUUGUGCAGGAGGUCACUGUUCAGAUGUCCAACAUAUUUGGAGCCUUUAUCUUAGGGAGUUACGUCGUCUGCUUCUACAUGUAUACUCUGAAGAAGACCCACGUUUUGAGGCAAAUCGUUUUUGGUGGAGUUUUCCUUGUCACAUUGUUUUAUUUAAUGUCCAUAUUGCGAGAGAGAAGAGGCCUUGAAGAUGAAAGAAGAACCCUGGGUUUUAUUGGAUCCAUUAUAAGUGUGAUAUUUUGUGCCUCCCCAUUGGCAUCGAUUGGAUCUGUGGUCAGGAAUCAGAGCACCGAGUCCCUCCCUUUCCACCUGAUUUUGAUGACCUUCGUGGUCAAUUCACAAUGGUGGGUUCUGGGUACUAUAAUCCAGGAUUCCUUUAUCAAAGUGCCCAACGCCAUGGGAUGCUUGAUUGCUUUAAUUCAAUUGCUUCUUUUUGUCAUUUAUCCGGCCAAGUCAAACAAAGUUGCGAAAUCUU
Molecule: messenger RNA, 2794 nt
Organism: Tigriopus californicus
Lineage: Eukaryota; Metazoa; Arthropoda; Copepoda; Harpacticoida; Harpacticidae
Exons: 3
Coding region: 60-1865 (601 amino acids)
Biological process (GO): protein O-linked glycosylation via mannose
Cellular component (GO): Golgi apparatus
Source: RefSeq, a predicted model, not a curated record